Molecule: messenger RNA, 1652 nt
Organism: Durotheca rogersii
Lineage: Eukaryota; Fungi; Ascomycota; Sordariomycetes; Xylariales; Xylariaceae
Product: S-adenosyl-L-methionine-dependent methyltransferase
Exons: 11
Coding region: 336-1418 (360 amino acids)
Molecular function (GO): methyltransferase activity
Source: RefSeq, a predicted model, not a curated record
CCAGCAAGAAAAUCCGAUGUCAUCGUAAUUGUCGUCGUCAUCACCUCCGUCACUACGGGACAGGCUUGUUGGAGUUGUUUGUACACGGCUCUGCAUAGUCCUAAGUGACAUUAAGGGCUGAGUUAAAAAAAUAUCGGUACAAUAAAACCACGGCAACUCCCAGACUGUCUCACUCUUCAUACUAUUAGUACGACGGUUCACGAUCAUUGCAAGAAGCUAUUGCCUUCUCGACCGACUUCUCCCUCCACCUCGCCUCCUCAUUCUGCUCGCCGUAAAGCAUCCUACGGAAAUAUCGUCUGACGUCCUCACCCAUCGUCACCGACUAGCCCCUAAGCAUGGCGAGCCACGAAGAACGAGCAACCGCCUCAGCCGCAGAAUAUGUUACCUCCGCGGCGGUUGGUCCCGGUGAUAUAGAUGCCGCAAUCGAGGCGGCGCCGCUCGAAGAAGGCGACGGGUACGGUGACGACGUAGAUUCUGCUCUUGGGGACGGCGAUAACGCGAGCUCGACGGCAUCCUUGACCGAGAGCAUAAUGCAGUACCGCACGCUGAACGGCCGCACGUAUCACAGCAGUAGACUUGGGACAGACAAGUACUGGGGGCCUAACGACGAGCGGCAGAACGAGGCCAUGGACAUGAACCACCACUUCUUGACUCUCUGCCUCAACGGCAAGCUUUUUCUCUCGCCGCUGAAGGAUGAUAUACAAAAAGUGCUCGACAUCGGCACUGGAACAGGCUUAUGGCCAAUAGACAUGGGAGACGCGUACCCGAACUGCGAGGUGAUCGGGACGGACCUGUCGCCGAUCCAGCCGUCGUGGUGCCCGCCGAACGUGCGGUUCGAGAUCGACGACGCGGAGCAGACGUGGACGUUCGCGGCGGGGAGCUUCGACUUCGUGCACGCGCGGUACAUGAUCGGGGGCAUCUCGGACUGGCCGCGGUUCUUCCGGCAGGCGUACGCCGCGCUCAAGCCGGGCGGCUGGGUCGAGAGCUUCGAGGUCGAGGCCGACUACCGCUCCGACGACGGCACCCUCGCCGCCGACUCCGCCAUGUACGCCUGGCGCGACCUCUUCAACGAGGGCGGCGCCAAGCUCGGCUGCCCCUUCAACGUCAUCACCGACGACCUCCAGCGCAAAGGGAUGCAGGACGCCGGCUUCGUCGACAUCAGCGUCCGCGACCUUAAAGUCCCCAUGGGCCCCUGGCCCGCGAAUCCGAAGCUCAAGGAGCUUGGGCAGUGGGCCCAGUACAUUUUCGAGCAGGACCUCGAAGGCUACGUCAUGUUCAUGUGGAACAAGGUGCUCAACCGCUCGCUCGAGGAGAUGCAGGUAUUCCUCGCGGCGUACCGCAAGGAGCUCCGCUCGCGCUCGAUCCACGCCUACCUGCCGCAGCGUGUCGUCUACGCGCGGAAGCCCGAGAACGCGUGAUUUUGUCGGCCAGCCGCGAUGUUGUGGUCGCAACGACGGCAGAGGCGGUACUGGCGGUAUUGAAGGCCGCGCUGGAAGUGUCUUUUUUUUGUUUGUCUUCUGGGUUGGUUGUAAGGUUCGGUAGGAUCUGCGGGGUGAAUAGGGGGAUAGGGGCAUGGCGGGAUCGACGAGGCGUAUAUGCGUCGACUACAUGCGUGCGUACACUGUACUAUCGCCUUACUUCCAUGAUAUAAU